CUUCUCUUCAGUGGAUGCUGUGUGUGUCAAUGUUCAUCAUCACUGCAGUAAGAGAGGCAGCACAGCAUCACAUGGUCAUCGGUCAUCCUUCACUCCUUCGGUCCACACUGCGUUUAUAUCCGCGCAUCUCGGCUGGAUUACGAGCCGGUUUGAGCUUUUACAGGAGAUCGGAGGACAUGCACAAGUUCACUGUCAUGGUGCCUUUGUUUUUGUUCCUGGUCCUCCGCAUUGACGCGUCCAUCCCACAUCCAACAUCCGCGGGUGAGGUGUGUGAGCCGGUUCCUUGUGAGAACGGUGCCGAGUGUCCCAACACGCCAGGCGAUGAAAGUGUUUCUUCAUCAGGCUGGGAAGAAGCAUCUGUAAUUGGGCCCUGUCGCCCGAACCCGUGUCACAAUGGAGCCGUGUGUGAGAUCAGUGAGACGUACCGCGGUGACACUUUUGGUGGAUAUGUCUGCAGGUGUCCAUUUGGCUUUGAUGGUGUCCAUUGCCAACACAAUAUUAAUGAGUGCGAGACGAAUCCAUGCAAAAACGGAGGCAGCUGUACGGAUCUGCGUGCAAACUACACCUGUCAAUGCCCAGACGAAUACAUGGGGAGAAACUGUCAGUACAAAUGUACCGGACCUUUAGGGAUGGAAGGAGGGAUCAUUUCGAAUCAGCAGAUAACGGCGUCCUCCACACAUCGCCCUCUGUUCGGCCUGCAGAAGUGGUUUCCGUACUUCGCCCGACUUAACAAGAAAGGUCUCGUCAAUGCCUGGAGCGCAGCCGAAGGCGAUCGAUAUCCGUGGAUUCAGAUAAAUCUUCAGCGCAGGAUGAGGGUGACCGGACUCAUAACGCAAGGAGCCAAGCGAAUCGGGAGUCCGGAGUAUGUGAAGUCAUAUAAAGUAGCAUGCAGUGAAGAUGGAAAGGCCUGGAGCAUGUUUAAAGUCAAGGGCACGGAUGAGGACAUGAUAUUCACUGGAAACACUGAUAACAGCGGCCCAUCUGCCAACUCAUUCAGCCCACCGAUCGAAGCGCAGUACAUUCGCAUUUACCCACAAGUCUGCAGAAAACACUGCACGCUGCGAAUGGAGCUGCUUGGCUGUGAACUGACAGGAUGCUCGGAGCCCAUGGGGAUGAAAAACGGACACAUUCAGGACCAUCAGAUCACCUCCUCCAGUGUGUUUCAUACCCUAAACAUGGACAUGUUCUCCUGGGAACCCUCCAAGGCCAGACUGGACAAACAGGGCAAGGUCAACGCAUGGACUUCAGCUUACAACGACCAAUCGCAGUGGCUGCAGGUGGACUUGCUGAUUCCCACUAAAAUCACAGGAAUUAUUACCCAGGGAGCUAAAGACUUUGGGCGUGUACAGUUCGUUGGUUCUUAUAAACUGGCGUUCAGUAAUGAUGGAGAGCGCUGGUUCAUAUAUCAGGAUGAAAAACAGCGGAAGGACAAGAUCUUCCAAGGAAACUUUGACAACGAAACGCACAGAAAGAACGAGAUAGAUCCGCCGAUCUUCGCCCGAUUCGUACGGAUUGUCCCGUGGUCAUGGUAUGGACGCAUCACAAUGCGAGUGGAGCUUCUGGGAUGUCCAGAAGAACAGUGAAAUGUUCUUCGCUUUAUGAUGGACUGUCACAUUUUAAACAUUUUUAAUGCUGAUUCAAUAAGCUUGGUCUUUGAUUAGUAAGUAAAUGAUCUUUUGAUUACA
This is a messenger RNA of Misgurnus anguillicaudatus (oriental weatherfish), 1685 nucleotides long. The record is from RefSeq and is a predicted model, not a curated record. Lineage: Eukaryota; Metazoa; Chordata; Actinopteri; Cypriniformes; Cobitidae.